AUGCGCUUUUCAUCAAAGAAGGAGAAGAAGAAGACAAACGAUAACAACAACAAAGAUAUAAAUGACGACGUAAACGACAGAGCAGUAAACGAAGAAAACGUGCCGUUAUUGCUCAAACCAAUCAUGAAGAAUAAGAAUCGCGCGCACACGUGGACGUUUUUUGCGAUUUUAUUUCUCGUCGCCCCGUUGGUGGCGUUGAGUCGAGUCGGGCACCCUUGGCUCUUAUUGCGAGUGUAUAAGAUGCACUUGAAAAACAUGGAGAUUUUAAAAGAAGCCGCGCUCUCGUGGUGCUCCAUGCCUGGGUGCUACUCCAAUCCGGAGAACUUUGACGAGGAGAUGAUUGCAACAACGAAGAACGAGAAAAAGGAGGAAGGUCAACUGUUGCCGAGCUUCGUGCACGUGCCGAAAGCGGGCGGGACGCUGGUAGAGAGCGCGGUGGGAAGCGUAGGCGGGAGAAUAGGCGCGUGUAACGAGAAGAGACCGUACGAAAUUGCGCCGGGAUGGGAUAAAGAAGUCGCGCCGUGGCACGCUCAACCGAAGAAGUUAGUGCAAGAUAGUUUUGCUAUUUGUAGGAAUCCGUUCGAUAGGUUUCAGUCGCAGUUUUUAUACGACCCUCGUUGGGCGAAAGUCUCCAAUCGGGCGGAGUUCCCGCACAAUCAGAAAAAGACGUGCGAAGCGUUCGGUAAAUGGGCCACGGAUAAGAUGGAGAAUUGGGCAAACGUGGACGAUAGAUUGCAGUGUUAUAAGAGGACGAAAUUUGAUUCGAAAGGUAUAGAUGCGUGCGAUGAAACGUUUACGGAUGACGACGACGAGAGCGAAUUUUUCGCCGGCGAGGAGGCCAAGGACGAAGAACCAGUCACGUCGCAGAAUUCGCACGAUUAUCCACAAGUAGUCUUAGCGAACAAAGUAGAAAAGUUGUUCAGUUUCGAGAAGUGUUUUGGCAACGCGAAAGGUUUUUGCCCGGAUCCUCGCGUGGAAGGUUUGGAGAAGCAAAAGUAUUUAGAGGAAACGGAGGAGUUUCCGUCGGAGUCCAGAAAGGGAUCGUUUUCCACGUCUUUUUUCCGUCGAAACUUUGGCGAAUUAGUAAACGAGAACAAGAAGAUGCAACCCAACUUGAUUUCGUUUUUGCAGAAGCGGUUUUCGGAUAAAAUCGAAUUGCCCGACGUGAGCGAAGAAAACGAUAUCGCUUCGGCUGAAGUUCGAAAGUGUUGGAGAAACAACCCGGACUUGCCGGCGAAGACAAUCGCGGAUUUUCUGGACACGUACGAGGCAGAUUUUAGAGUGUUGGGAUACCCGAUUGAUAUUCCUGAGGUUGUCGACAAGGAAGGCGAAGCGUCUCUCGGGUCCGAGGAGUCUCUCCAAGAUGAUAACGAGUGGCAAGCGAGUGCCAUCAAAGCGGAAUAUUAUCCCAAAUGCCCGCCUCCGGACGAAGAGGACGAAGAGAACGAGAAAGACGCGGCGAUGGGUAAAAGCGAGCAGGACAGUUCCGCAAUUCUCUUUGGCAAUGCUCUGAGACAUCGGUACUCGAGUAAAGGAUCGUCCGAAUCGAAUUAA
Messenger RNA from Bathycoccus prasinos, 1554 nucleotides. RefSeq lists its product with no specific name. Lineage: Eukaryota; Viridiplantae; Chlorophyta; Mamiellophyceae; Mamiellales; Bathycoccaceae. The record is from RefSeq and is a predicted model, not a curated record. The transcript has a single exon. Bases 1 to 1554 code for a protein of 517 amino acids.